Molecule: messenger RNA, 486 nt
Organism: Gongylonema pulchrum
Lineage: Eukaryota; Metazoa; Nematoda; Chromadorea; Rhabditida; Gongylonematidae
Source: the annotation of a GenBank genome assembly
CUAAAUCGCUUCUCAUCGGUGCUUAAAAAUGCCAGCGAAUUAUACUCAACAGCGGAUCAGCUGCUGAAAUACUGCUUACCGCGAUGCACUUUCAAGCAGUUGGUGGAGGAUAUCCUGAACGAUUCUGGGGGUUCUGGGAAUUCGGAAACUUUCAGACUGGUUGCAGACAUCUUACAGCGAAUCGCCGCCAAUACUGCCAGUGCUAUUUCCGCAUUUGCAAAUGAGAAAAAGUUAAAAAUUGAUUUGAAUGCUGAACAGUCGUGGGAACUCUACGAGAAGUGUAGCGGUGAAAAGCUCGAAAAUGCUCUUGCCAACUGCCUCAUCCUCUUUCAUGCAGUUUACGACGUCAGAUCCAUCCCUCAGAUUGUCUCCCCAGAAAAGUUGGAUGAGCUUGAACGAAUUUGCGAUGCGGCUGCGCAGCUUUUAAGUCAAUUCGGUAAGUAUACAUGUUCGUCGUUUACCAUUCAUCAGAUCAAUUUAUCAUGA